Molecule: messenger RNA, 2948 nt
Organism: Sorghum bicolor (sorghum)
Lineage: Eukaryota; Viridiplantae; Streptophyta; Magnoliopsida; Poales; Poaceae
Product: mitogen-activated protein kinase kinase kinase 3
Exons: 11
Coding region: 252-2471 (739 amino acids)
Biological process (GO): protein phosphorylation
Molecular function (GO): protein kinase activity; ATP binding
Source: RefSeq, a predicted model, not a curated record
AAAUAAAAAGAAAUCCGAAAAUAUCUCCCCCAUUCGUCUCUCUCUCUCUCUCUCCCCCUUCUUCACCUAAAGCAAAGGCGCCGUCGGCUUCGUUCGGCUCCUACCUCGCGCCUUCCUCGCGCGGCGCGCCUCGCCUCGCUUGCCUUCUCCUCUCCUCUCCCUUCCUCUUCCUCCAUCUCGCCGCGGCAGGUCGAGCUCGGCGGCAGAAACCUACCAGGCGAGCUCGCGGAGGUGGUGGCGACGGCGGCGCGAUGCCCGCGUGGUGGCCCCGCAGCAAGCUGAGGUCGAGGUCGAAGGCCAAGCCGGGGGCCGCCGGGUCCGUCUCCGCAGCGUCGUCCCCGCGCAAGUCCGUGGACCUCGAGUCGCCCUCCCCGUCCCCGUCGCCGACGCAGCGGGACAGGAAGGCGCACAGCCUCGACUUCCCCGGCGCGGGCGCGGGCGCGGCGGGCCCCGCGCGCGGCCGGUGCGCCGCGGCGGGGCAUCAUGGGUCGGUAGGGUACAAGCUCCCGAUGCCCGUGGAGGCGACGGAGCCUGUCGGGACUCUGUACGAGGAGGUGCUGGCGGCGGCGGCGGCGGCCGGUGACGGCUGCUCGUCCGCGGAGGAGUCCAGCGUGUGCUCGGCCGGGUCGUUGGACGAGCCGCACUACCAGCAUGGGUUUAGGCCCAUGGAUCCAGUUGCUUUUGCGAGGGAAAGAAAUAUGCCUUCUGAUUCGGAUAGGACCGUAAAUGAAGACAAGCGUUUCAUGUCUUGUAGUAUGCCACGGGAGCAUCAGAAGUUCUUUGAGGUUCCUGUGUCUAGUGUUAGAGAACUUCAUUUGCAAAGUGAUGAACCUUCAACUAGUGAAGCCAAUCAUUCACGUGGAAGAAUGACAUCUGAUGAUCUCUUUGCUCCAAGAACAAGGAGUCUCUCUCCUGUCCCAAAAGGCCAUGUCUUCGCUGUGAGCAAUGGAAAUUCUAGAGAAUUUGGUUUUAGCCCGAGGUCACCAGUAAGAAAGAUGGAUGGGUUGAGGAGCCCACCACAUCCCUUACCUCUUCCUCCAGCUUCUGCUACUUGCUCUCCUCUUCUUCCAGCUUCUGCUGCUUGCUCACCUCUUCACCCAGCUUCUGGUGCAUGCUCACCUCUCCAUCCAGCUUCUGGUGCUUGCUCACCUCUUCCUCCAAUCCACAGUCCAUGCUCGCCUCUUCCUUCAUCUCCCAGUUCCUGCCCACCUCUUCCUGCAUCUCCUACUACCUCCUCACAGUCCCAGUCGCAAUGGAAGAAAGGAAAAUUGCUAGGGAGUGGUACAUUUGGCCAGGUUUACCUUGGAUUUAACAGUGAAAAUGGACAGUUUUGUGCAAUUAAGGAGGUUGAAGUUAUUAUGGACGAUCCACAUUCAAAGGAACGACUCAAACAAUUAAAUCAGGAAAUAGAUAUGCUUAGACAACUCUCCCACCCGAACAUAGUGCAGUAUCAUGGAAGUGAGCUGAGUGAUGAAGCACUUUCCAUUUAUCUUGAGUAUGUUUCAGGGGGUUCAAUCCACAAGUUACUAAGAGAAUAUGGCCCUUUUAAGGAACCUGUGAUUCGUAAUUACACUGGGCAAAUUCUUGCAGGUCUUGCCUACUUGCAUGGGCGAAACACUGUCCACAGAGAUAUCAAAGGAGCAAACAUACUUGUGGGUCCUAAUGGUGAAGUCAAGCUUGCUGACUUUGGCAUGGCUAAGCAUAUAUCAUCUUUUGCUGAAAUACGCUCUUUCAAAGGAAGUCCUUACUGGAUGGCUCCUGAGGUUAUAAUGAACAGUAAAGGCUACAGUUUAUCAGUGGACAUUUGGAGUCUGGGCUGUACCAUUAUUGAAAUGGCAACGGCAAGACCUCCUUGGCACCAAUAUGAGGGGGUAGCAGCAAUAUUUAAGAUUGCAAACAGUAAAGAUAUACCUGAAAUCCCAGACAGUUUCUCAGAGGAAGGGAAAAGUUUCUUGCAGCUUUGCUUGAAACGCAACCCUGCAUCUCGUCCCUCUGCAGCCCAGCUGAUGGAUCAUCCUUUUGUUCAGGAUCAUCCUGCAGUGAGAGCUGCAAAAUCCAGUGUAUUGAGAAACGCAAUGUCUUCUCCAGCAGAUGGCAGACACACAAUGUCCAACAGGGAGUUGCCAUCUCGGAAGAUUAUUACUCCUCUGAAAGAUAUUGCACUGAGCAUGCGAGAUUUUACUGGAUUUUCUACUGCUGUUACUUCUCCACACAGCAGCCCUAUUCCUGGAAGAGCAAACAUGUCUACGCCAGUUUCACCAUGCUCAAGCCCGCUGCGGCAGUUUAAGCAAACCAACGCGAGGUGCAUGCGUUCUCCACCUCAUCCAAUGCUCUCCCCUGGUCUUGGCAACACAUUAAGUUACACGCAAAAUCAGACAAGACGCAUUCCAGCUCCUGCCAUUUCAGAUCCUUGGCUGGAUGUUGGCCAGAUGAAACUCCAAACCCCCAAUAUUUCCCCCAAAAGGUUCUGAGAACGAUUUAUGAAAAAGAGAAUCAAGAGCGCAGGAUCUCCAUGACAAGGUAGUUAUUCAGAGAUGUUCAGGAAGCAACUUGUUUGUAUAGUUACUACAAUACGGCACUUACCGGAGGUUCAGUAGUACAGCGAAAUGGGGCUCUUGAGAAAUUGUAACAGGAAGUUCUGUAUAUUCGUAGGCUUUAAGGUUUGUUGUCGUUCUUGGUAUACAUAGUUAUACGUACAUAUACGUCCUGAUGUAAAUCCUACAAAAUCUUACAGAUGACUACGGGAUGUAAAUUCGUAAGCUUGUGUAAGCUGAUAUUUCUGCGAAGUAGCAGUAGUUAGGGACUUCCAUGGCAGAUGUAACCAUGUCUUUCCGAAUGAAUCGGAGGAAUAUACAUGUACCGUUUCAUCUCCAUUUCAGCUCUUGAUUCAAGCAGGUAAUUUGAAUAAAAAACUUGAAGGGAGCGGGGUGCAGAUUAUAUUUUUUUCA